GUGCCUCCCCAGGAAGCCCCAGGAUCCUGGCACUACUAUGGGCACACUGAGCCCCUGAUGUCCCUAACCCUUUGCUAGCACCCGCUGGCCCCACAGAAGCAGCCAACAUGCCUAUCUCCAAGGGCUUGCAAAAGUCGGAGCCCCCAUGGAAGGAGUGGGACAAGAAGGCUCAAAAGAAUGGACUGAGGCACCAGGUGUACGCUGUCAAUGGUGACUGCUAUGUGGGCGAGUGGAAGGACAACAUGAAACAUGGAAAAGGAACACAGAUCUGGAAGAAGAAAGGAGCCAUGUAUGAGGGAGACUGGAAGUUUGGGAAGCGAGAUGGCUAUGGCACCCUCAGCUUUUCUGACCAAGAGAUGGGAAAGCACAGGAAAGUAUACUCUGGCUGGUGGAAAGGCGAUAAAAAAUCGGGCUAUGGGAUGCAGUUUUUUGGACCCAAGGAGUAUUACGAGGGUGAGUGGUGUGGCAACCAGCGCAGCGGAUGGGGCCGCAUGUACUACAGCAACGGUGACCUCUACGAAGGCCAGUGGUUGAAAGACAAGCCGCAUGGGGAGGGCAUGUUGCGCCAGAAGAACGGGAACCGCUACGAGGGCUACUGGCAGAGAGGCAUGAAGAAUGGGUCGGGCCGUUUUUUCCACCUGGACCAUGGUCAACUGUUUGAAGGCUUCUGGGUGGACGACGUGGCCAAGUGUGGCACAAUGAUUGACUUUGGUCGCGAUGAGGCCCCUGAGCCCACCCAGUUCCCCAUUCCUGAGAUCAAAAUUCUAGACCCUGAUGGUGUGCUGGAGGAAGCCUUGGCCAUGUUCAAGAAGCCUGAGGAAGAAGAAGAUUGAUGCCAGGUGAGGGGCGGGCAUACUUUCCAGCCUCUGAUAUGGUCGAGGAAGCUCCUGGGUUCUCUUUUGGCCAUGGAACUCAAGCGCAGGACCAGAGGGCAGGUCUCUUGCCUCCCGCAAUCCAGCUGGUUCUUUUGGGUUCCUCCCCUUCAAAACUCAUUUCCUGCAGACCAGUUCACCCCAAAACACCCAUGAGUAGGGUGGUUUGCCCCAGGCCUGCACCUGCACAUCUGUCCUAGCCCCUCCUAGUGCAGGUAUAGGUGCGGUUUGAGGAGAGGGUGUUGGUAUAGCAUCUAUGAGUCGCUAGCUCCCACCAGCCCCUUGCUCCCACAGGGAGCACACCAGAGCUUCAGGAGAAACUCCAGGCCAUCACCCAACUGCUCAAACCGGUGUGGCUUCUGCAAGCAGAGAGGGGUGACUCUGGGCACACCUUUGGCACCCUCGAAGGGCACCUUACUCCUCCCAGCACUGGAUUAUCCUCUCCCCAGCUGGCUUUGGGGAGCCUCUUGGUACAGCCUUCAUUCUAGGUUACAAUUCCUGAGGGCAAGAGUAUAAAAGAGAACAUGGUGGCAUCAGCCCAGGGCUUGUGGUGUGUGACUGGGAGGGACAGGGUGCAACUCUGAGAGAGGCUUUAGGUAGAGGGAAGACAUCCCCACGGGAUGCAUGGAUUUACCCUGGGGGAGAAAGAGGAGGUGUGUUUAGGUUUCUAACCUCUCCCAUACUCCAGGGAGGAGAGCCUAUGUCUGGUCACAUUGGCCACUGAGAUUUGGGGUUGAGACCUGAUCUGGCUUCUUAACCCAACACAGAAGCGCUCAACCUCGGUAUCCUGUGGUAACUUUAAAAGCUCAGACACCCAGAACUCAAGCCCAGAUUUUUCUCUGGGGUGAAGCCUGGGCCUUCAGAAAGUUCCUCAGAUGAUUCUAAUGUGCACCUGGAGCUAGAACCCCUGACUUACUGGCUUUGUGACCCUAAGCAAGUGACCAGAGUGGCCCCUUGUGUAAAAUGGCACUUGGGAGAUUUCACAGGUUUUUUUUUUUUUGGAGAAUUUGCUAACAGAUGUAAUGAUAACAAGUAACAUGUAUUGAGGUUAAUUGUGAAGCAGAGGUCUGGGAAGAGCUUUGCAUAAUUCUAGACAACAUUCCGCAAGAUAAAAGGCACUCUUACAUAAUGGGUAGGAACAGGAGCUCAGCAGACUGCCUGGGUGUGAAUCCCAGCAGUGAUGUAGAAGCUGUGUUCUCAGAUAUGGCACCUAACCCCUCUGUUCCCCAGGCUUCCUCCUCUCAAAUACAGGACAAUAACCUUUCUUGCCACUCAGGUUACUGUGGUUAACAUGAAGAUGAAAUAAGGCGUGUUUCUAAUCCAAGAGUGAUUUUACCUCCUCUCCCUCCCCGGGAACAUUUGGCGACAUCUGGAGACGUCUCUGGUUGUCACAACUGGCAGGGGGAAAUAUUACCAACAACUAGUGGGUAGCAGUUGACGAUCUCACUGAACACACUCUAAUGUGGACACUCUCCAAUAGAAUUUUUCAGCCCAGUGUCUGAAGCAUAACCCUGUAAUACCAUGAUGUUCACUAAGCCCUCAGCAAGUGCCUGGCACACAGUAAAAGCUCAAUAAACACUACUUCCUUUCUGCUCUCUAAAUCAUAAGUGACGUGGCCUGACCCCAAGGCAUGGUUCUGUCUGUACUUCUCACAUCAGAAAGCUGAGUCUGGCCCACGUGGGACACAGGACGUUCACUUGGGGCCAGGCCCUGUGCUGACAGCUUCAUAUGUUCUCUCCCAUGUCCCCUCAACAACUGCUGAGGGUGUCCUCUAUUAUUGGCGCUAUUUUAAAUUUUUUUAUUAUUAUUUUUUUAUUUAUGAUAGUCACACAGAGAGAGAGAGAGGCAGAGACACAGGCAGAGGGAGAAGCAGGCUCCAUGCACCGGGAGCCCGAUGCGGGAUUCGAUCCCGGGUCUCCAGGAUCGCGCCCUGGGCCAAAGGCAGACGCCAAACCGCUGCGCCACCAGGGAUCCCAAUUGGCGCUAUUUUAGAGGAGGAAACAGGUUUCAGGGAGGCUCACAAGUCACAGAGCUAGAGAGUAACUGGACUUAAACUAGAUCUAACUGCUCUUCAGGCACAGGACAGUGGCAGAGCGUACAGGUUACCUUCCCCUCCUCCCCCAGAAAAAGUAGGAGGUGUUCUUGUUUAUGUAUGAAAUCUCUCUAGAUGGCAACACAAUACUCUGGCAACAAGGAAUACUUCUGGAGCAAACUGGGAACCUGGGAACAGGGGAGGGAGGGUGACUUUUCAUUGUUGUAUUUGGAACCUGUGAAUGUAUUGUGUCUGAAAUAUAAAUAAAACUGAAAUUAAAGAAA
Molecule: messenger RNA, 3188 nt
Organism: Nyctereutes procyonoides (raccoon dog)
Lineage: Eukaryota; Metazoa; Chordata; Mammalia; Carnivora; Canidae
Gene: MORN3
Product: MORN repeat containing 3
Exons: 5
Coding region: 108-833 (241 amino acids)
Source: RefSeq, a predicted model, not a curated record